Molecule: messenger RNA, 685 nt
Organism: Penicilliopsis zonata CBS 506.65
Lineage: Eukaryota; Fungi; Ascomycota; Eurotiomycetes; Eurotiales; Aspergillaceae
Exons: 3
Coding region: 10-600 (196 amino acids)
Source: RefSeq, a predicted model, not a curated record
ACAGCAAACAUGGGUUUUGGCUGGGACGAAGCUCAAGACGCUCACCGUCAGGUGUAUGAGCAGCCUCACCACGAGGCCAAGCUCUCCCACGAGCUGAUUGCCGGUGGUGCUUCCUUCGCGGCUUUCAAGGCCUUUGAGGAUCACCAGCGCAAGGAGGGCAAGGAGGUCAAGCACGCCUUCGCUAAGGAGCUUCUUGCCGGCUUUGUCGGUGCUGAGGUCGACAAGCUCGCCGAGACCAAGGGCAUGGACGAGGUUGACAAGCUUCGCGCUCACCACCAAGCCAAGCAGAGCGCCGAGAGGAUGUACGACGAGCACUAUGUUCAGGGCCACGGCGCUGACUCCUACGACCCCAGCCGCUACCCUCCCCCGGACCGAUUCGGCGGCCCUCGCGGCCCUGGCGGUCCUGGAGGCCCCGGCGGAUAUGGCGGCCCCGGUGGCCCUGGCGGUUUCGGUGGCCCUGGCGGCCCUGGUGGCCCUGGCGGAUUCGGCGGUCCUGGUGGCCCUGGCGGAUUCGGCGGUCCCGGUGGCCCUGGUGGCCCUGGCGGCUUCGAGGGCCCCCCGGGUGGCCACCACCACCACCCCCGUGAGGACCGCUGGUAAGCUACUUGCCUGACAGCUGGGUCGACGAGGCGACGGAAAUGUCCCGUUAGCGAGUGUAUUGAGUGAGAAGAAAUAUGAUAUCCUG